Molecule: messenger RNA, 1059 nt
Organism: Athalia rosae (coleseed sawfly)
Lineage: Eukaryota; Metazoa; Arthropoda; Insecta; Hymenoptera; Athaliidae
Product: NADH-ubiquinone oxidoreductase chain 1-like
Exons: 3
Biological process (GO): aerobic respiration
Cellular component (GO): membrane
Molecular function (GO): NADH dehydrogenase activity
Source: RefSeq, a predicted model, not a curated record
AUGCCACAGUACAGCAAUCCCCACCAUGAGGCGCUUCUCACCACCACGACUCAUUGGUCACAGUAUAAGCUAGUGGUAUCCUUGAGUGUAAUAGAAAUUAUUAAUUUUAAUAAAGAAAUAUUUUUAAGUUUUUUAUCUUUAAUUUUAUUAUUACUUAUAGUAAUAGUAGGAGUAGCUUUUUUAACAUUAUUAGAGCGUAAAAUAUUAGGUUAUAUUCAAAUUCGUAAAGGACCUAAUAAGGUUUCAUUUAAAGGAAUUUUACAGCCUUUUUGUGAUGUUAUUAAAUUAUUUAGUAAAGAGCAAAUUUUUCCAUCUUUAAGAAAUUAUUUAAUAUAUUAUUUUUCUCCUGUUUUUAGAUUAUUUUUAAUUUUAGUUUCUUGAUUAAUUUUUCCAAUAAUUUCAAUUGUUUUAAAUUUUAAUUUUGGGGUUUUAUUUUUUUUAUGUUGUACUAGAAUAAGAGUUUAUGGAAUUAUAGUUGCUGGAUGAUCAUCAAAUUCUAAAUAUUCUUUAUUAGGAAUAAUUCGUUCAAUUGCACAAACUGUUUCUUAUGAAGUAAGAAUAAGAAUUAUUUUAAUAUGUUUUAUUUUUUUAAUUGAUAGAUUUAAUUUUUUAAAUUUUAUUUUUAUACAAAAAAUUUGAUUUAUUUUUGUUAGUUUUCCUUUAUCUAUAAUUUGGUUUAUUAUUAUAUUAGCUGAAACUAAUCGUACACCUUUUGAUUUUUCUGAAGGUGAAUCAGAAUUAGUUUCAGGGUUUAAUGUUGAGUAUGGAAGAGGGGGUUUUGCUUUAAUUUUUAUAGCAGAAUAUGCAAGAAUUUUAUUUAUAAGAAUAUUAUUUAGUUUAAUAUUUUUAGGGGGUGAUGUUUUUAAUAUAAGUUUUUAUAUUAAAGUAAUUUUUAUUUCAUCUUUAUUUAUUUUAAUUCGGGGUACUUUACCUCGUUUUCGUUUUGAUAAAUUAAUAAAUAUAGCAUGAAAGAGAUUUUUACCUGUAUCUUUAAAUUUUUUAAUAUUUUUUGUAGGAUUAAAAAUAUUUUUAUUAAUUUAUUUUUGUUAAUUUUUAAAA